GGGCGAUGCGGGCGGCUGCGGGCACCCGGCGGGCUCGGCUGGGCCGCCGCCGCCUUCUCCGGCUCCGCCGCGGGGGUCGCCGCGGCCGCCGCGCCGUCCUCGAACUCCCAGCGUGAGGAGGCGGCGGGCGGAGAGAAGCAUCGCGCUCGAGGCGGAAACCCGGAGGGAGCCCCGCGCGCGGCCUCGCUGCUGGCAGGAAUGCUGUUAUGCAUCCAGGGAGUGGUUUCCUUGGUGAACAGAGUGUGACUCUGAUGGAAGACUUGGACUCAUGGCCUCAGCUUCUCCAUUAACUGUGUGACUGGGGACAUCUCCUGCUUUCUGUUCUUUAUUAUUUUCCCAUCUCUGCUUUUGGAUGACCAUAUCUGCACAGCCGGCUUCAAAGGGACGAGUGAGGAUUAUUGGAAGACAUUUUUGAGUGUCUCAGAAAAGUUACGGAAACCCAGAAAUCUUCCACUUCGGUUUCUCCUGCCUUUUUUGGGAGCGGAAAUAGUUGACCCUUAAGGACCCUAUCCUUUCUCACUGCUAUGGACAGUGCUAUCACCCUGUGGCAGUUCCUCCUUCAGCUCCUACAGGAGCCUCAGAACAAGCACAUGAUCAGCUGGACGUCUAAUGAUGGGGAGUUCAAGCUUUUGCAGGCAGAAGAGGUGGCUCGUCUCUGGGGGAUUCGUAAGAACAAGCCUAACAUGAAUUACGACAAGCUCAGCCGAGCCCUCCGAUACUAUUAUGUAAAGAAUAUCAUUAAAAAAGUGAAUGGUCAGAAGUUUGUGUACAAGUUUGUCUCUUACCCAGAGAUCUUGAAAAUGGACCCAAUGACGGUGGGCAGGAUUGAGGGGGACGGGGAAGCCGGAGGCUGUGGCGAAGUCACCAGCAGCUGCAGAGAUGCGGAGAGCGGGGGCAGGGAGAGGCCGCCUCAGCCUGGCGCCAGGACCUCCAGCCGCAACGACUACAUACACUCCGGCUUGUACUCCUCCUUUACCCUCAACUCUUUGAACUCCUCCAACAAGAGGCUUUUCAAGCCGAUCAAGCUCGAGAACCCAGCCGAGAAGUUGGCAGAGAAGAAACCUCCUCAGGAGCCAACACCGUCCGUCAUCAAAUUCGUAACAACGCCUUCCAAGAAGCUACCAGUUGAACCCGUGGCCGCCGUCCUGUCGGUCGGCCCAAGCCUUUCUCCAUCCUCAGAAGAAACUCUCCAAGCGUUGGAGACUUUGGCUUCCCCCAAACUGCCUUCCCUGGAAGCCCCAACCUCCGCCUGCAGCGUAACGACCGCGUUUGCCACCCCGCCUGGUGCGUCCGCGCCGCCUCCUGUGCAGGAGCCUCCUGGGACGCCUUCGCCGCCGCUGAGCCCUAACCCUGACCUUGACACAGACAUCGACUCGGUGGCUUCUCAGCCCAUGGAACUUCCAGAGAACUUGUCGCUGGAGCCUAAAGACCAGGAUUCAGCUUUGCUGGAAAAGGACAAAACAAGGAAUUCCUCGAGAUCCAAGAAACCCAAAGGGUUAGAGCUGGCACCCAUCCUCGUGAUCACGGGCAGCGACCCGAGCCCGCUGGGAAUAUUGAGCCCGUCUCUCCCCACGGCUUCUCUCACGCCAGCGCUGUUCUCCCAGACGCCCAUCUUACUGACGCCGAGCCCCCUGCUCUCCAGUAUCCACUUCUGGAGCACUCUCAGCCCUGUUGCUCCCCUGAGUCCAGCCAGGCUGCAAGGUGCUAACACACUCUUCCAGUUUCCUUCUGUACUGAACAGUCAUGGACCGUUCACUGUGUCUGGCCUGGAUGGACCACCCACCCCUGGCCCAUUUUCCCCAGAUCUACAGAAAACAUAACCUAUGCACUUGUGGAAUGAGAGAACCAAGGAGUACAGAAACAGAAAGACACUCGACAUGAUUACAUUUGAAGUGAGCGAUUAAUAGUUCUACAAUGCUGAUAAUAGACUAUUGUGAUUUUUGCCAUUCCCCAUUGAAAUGCCUUUCUAAGAUUCCCUUUGACUAUGACUCAAGUUGGACUGUAUAUAAAAAUGCCUUAAUUGGAGUCCAAACUCCACCUCCCUCCCCCUUGCCCUCUGCCUCCCUAACUCCUCCUCUUCCUUCCCUCCCUCCCUCCUUCCUUCCUUUCCUCCCUAGCUCCCUACCUCCUUCCCUCCCUCCUGAAUAUUUUGAGCUUUGUGUUUAAAGAAAUUUUUGGUGGGGUUUAGCAGUUAGCUAUGCUUUGUAGGAGCAGUUAAGAACAAAGUUAUUCCUUCUGCCUUAUCGGGACCCUUUGGCCAGGAAAACAUUUAUGCUUUGAGUGUAUUAGUUGAAGAAAUGUUAAAUGCAGUUGGCCAUGUCUUUAGGACUAAGUGUGUUCUGUUGAAAAACUAAAAGUGAGCUAUGUAUGAGCAGUGAAGGAAAAGGAUUCCUUCCUGUUCACACCAAGUAAGAUUAGAGCAGUACUGUUGGGGAGAUUCUGUUUUGCUCUGAACUGUAACAUGUGUAAGCAGUCCACGGCAAGGCAUCUUAUUACCUGUAUCGGGUGGGUCUCUUAGCCGUGUGUGUGAUCUUGUCUGAACCUGUGAACAGCAUGGAGCCUGGUCUGUUUCAGCAUAGGAAGAUUUUUAAACGUGGGGUUUACGACCACGUUUUGCAACAACCGGUGAGAAUAGGGGACCCCAUCUCUAGCACAGAAAUGUCAGCUCGCUGGUGGUAUAAUUACACACCCGUGAUAUGUACAGGAUGGUAAGUGAUGGCUUUUAGGAUGAACCUGGGUUGUGAAAUCUCGAGGCAUCUCUGAGUAAAGCAUUCAGUUGAAUAACUUGAAACCACAUGUGGGGCUUUCUUUCCCAGUUAGAAGAUACUUUUCUUUUCUGUUCACUGCAUGUUUUAUCUUUUGAAUUUCAGGUUGUUAGGGGUUGUGAUUGUUUUAAAGAUGUAAUUAGGAAGAUGAAAAGCAAAGCGAAGCCUCCAAAUCUAUAGUGAGGUAAAGAUGUUAUGUCUUUGAAAAAAAGUUUUUUUAUUAGAGAGCAGCAGAAUUUGUUUGGAAAUGCUCAUGUACAGGGAUUGGAUUGUUCACAGUAGUAGCGAAAAACGUAGGCCUUCAUCUCUACAUAAACCACAUUUAUAAAAUAUUAUCAUAUGGUACUCAGCCCCAGGUGGAGACAGAUUUGUGGAUAGUCCAAGCUGAAUUGAUAACCAACAUCACAGUGGAAUCUUUGGGAAAACUUGGCUUUUAAAGCCUAGGAUUAGAUUAUAUGCCACGACCAGCACUGCAACACUGCCCGUUAGGAACCUCAUCUUUUAACCCGAGAAGGAGUUCUGUAAUGGAGUCCCAAACCAAAUGGAAUGAGGGAGUAAGGUUUUGAGGGCUCCAAAUGACACUGAUAGGAACCAGCAUCUUCCAGAUGUAGAAUAUUCACUUUAAAUAUGUUUCUAUACAGUGUGGAGGAGCUACAGUGUGAGACAUGCAUGUUAGUUACUAGUCAGGGAGGGACAACAUUCAGGGAGCCGUCUUCACAUCUGUCGUCUUGGGGACCCGUUCACUGGUUCGUCAGUGGCUAUGGGCUGAAAGGUGUGCUCCUGGGGUGCGCGACGGUUCUGGAGGCAAUGUUUGGUAGUGAUGGGGAGCAGACGGUGGACUUCUCUCCCACACGGAGUCACUUCGUGGGCACGCUUCUUUGGAAUCAGACCUCAGCAGCACUUUGGGAUAGUUUUAUUAGGUUUAUGAAUAUUUUGUACAUUAAAUCUAAGUAUUGAUGGCUCGAUUUAACUAGAUAUUUUAAAUUUUGAAAGCACAAACGUAUUUUAUCUUUUUGAAUUAAAGGAGAAAAGCCAUUGGUUGUUUUCAUAGACAAUAUCUUUGAUGACUAACUGUGUCAGCACAGGGGUGCCUGGGAACCAAGGGCACCAUUAAAACUCAGUCAAAGCAGCUUCCUGGGAACCAGUGUUUGUGAGGCCUCUUGUCUAUAAACCUACCCCGGAAGCCUCCGAGAGGUGCGGGCCUCAGGAGAUUGAUGAUCUGCUUUCUCUUUGAGAUCAACUGACGUGGAGAAGUGUGUGCGUGUGUGUGUGUGUGUGUGUGUGUGUGUGUGUGUGUGUGUAUUUCCUUUUUCAAAUGAAAGUUUACAACCUCAGCUCAAGUGUAUGAGGCA
Messenger RNA from Prionailurus viverrinus (fishing cat), 4117 nucleotides. RefSeq names its product ETS transcription factor ELK4 (gene ELK4). NCBI's taxonomy places the organism in Eukaryota, Metazoa, Chordata, Mammalia, Carnivora, Felidae. The transcript has 6 exons. Gene Ontology annotation, molecular function: sequence-specific DNA binding; DNA-binding transcription factor activity, RNA polymerase II-specific. The record is from RefSeq and is a predicted model, not a curated record. Gene Ontology annotation, cellular component: nucleus. Gene Ontology annotation, biological process: cell differentiation; regulation of transcription by RNA polymerase II. Bases 525 to 1820 code for a protein of 431 amino acids.